Molecule: messenger RNA, 1398 nt
Organism: Fusarium sp. VM40
Lineage: Eukaryota; Fungi; Ascomycota; Sordariomycetes; Hypocreales; Nectriaceae
Source: the annotation of a GenBank genome assembly
AUGGCGGGUCCAAAGAAACAGGUCUUUGUGGGGACUUUCAUAUCCAGCAAGAACCCUAAAGAGCUCAACUACAAUCAUGAUAGACUCGUAUGCGUCGACGAAGAAGGCAAGAUUGUCAAGGUUGACACAGAAGGCGGUAGUACAGAUCAGAUCGAGGAGAGACUUAUUAAACUACUCAAUUGGAAGCUCAGCGAAGUUGAUGUUCAUAGCGCUAAGCCUGGAGAGUUCUUCUUCCCUGGAUUCGUCGACUCACAUGUUCAUGCCUCGCAAUACCCAAAUGUGGGCAUAUUCGGAAAGACAACACUUCUGGACUGGUUAGAAAAGUACACAUUUCCCCUUGAGUCCAGCCUCAAGGAUCUGGCCAAGGCACGGCGGGUAUAUGGCUCAUGCGUGCGGCGCACGUUAUCCCAUGGGACGACAACAGCGGCUUACUAUGCCACCAUCGACGUGGCGGCGACAAAUCUCCUUGCCGAUCUGUGCCUGGAACUUGGACAGCGAGCUCUUGUUGGACGUGUGUGCAUGGAUAACCCUGAUUUCUGCCCCAGCUACUACCGCGACGAGAGCGUCGAGGAGGGUCUCGAGAAGACGAGACAGACGAUUCAGCACGUGCAGAAGAUCGACCCGGAUUUCAAACUCGUGUCGCCUGUGUUGACGCCGCGCUUUGCACCAACUUGCUCAAGGGAGUCGAUGAAGGGCCUGGCAGAGAUCCAAAAGGAGCUGGAUCUUCCCGUGCAGACACACGUUUCCGAGAACGAGGGCGAGUGUGAGCUGGUUUCGAAGCUGUUCCCCGAGUCAGAGUCGUAUACGCAACUAUACGAUGACUGCGGUCUUUUAACGUCCCGCACGAUCCUGGCGCAUGCAAUUCACUUGAGCGAAGCAGAGGCGAAGCUGAUAGCGCAGCGAGGAAGCAAAAUCUCACAUUGUCCGUGCAGCAACAGCUCUCUCACAAGCGGUUCGGCACGCGUGCGCUGGCUCUGGGAUAAGGGCAUCACCGUUGGUCUCGGGACGGACAUGAGCGGCGGCUACAGCCCCUCGAUCCUCGAAGCAGCACGCCAAGCAGCGCUGGUGAGCCGUCACAUCGCCAUGGGCCAGCAGGAGGAAAAGGAGCGGAGCAAGUUGACCGUAGAAGAGGUGCUAUAUCUCGCGACGCGCGGCGGAGCAGACGUCGUCGGGCUGGGCGACAGAAUCGGCGGUUUCGAGGAGGGCAUGGAAUGGGAUGCGCAGCUUAUCCGCCUAGGAGGCGUUGACGAUGAGGGAGUCGCUGAGGGAGAUGGCAAUGUUGAUGUCUUUGGGUGGGAGACUUGGGAGGAGAAGAUUGCCAAGUGGUUGUUCAAUGGCGAUGAUAGGAAUGUGAAGAGCGUUUGGGUGAGAGGGAGGAUGGUGCAUGCGAGGAAGUAG